GAUUUUUGCAGGGAUGGCAGCCCACUUCGCCGGUCUUCGACCUGUGCAAAUACCCCACCAAAACAUUGCCCCCAAAACAAGUCAAACCGCGCCACACUUCGCUCUGCUGUCCGCGUACUGGCAAAGAUCUACCCUGACUAUUCUUCCUUUCUUUGGUUCCGAUCAACAUGUCUAAGCUGUUCUCGCUCGAAGGCAAGGGCCUGAAGCUCACUUCUGCCGCCGAUAUCGAGCCGCAUCUCCAGGCCCUCAAGGAGAACAACGAUGUGGAGGAAGUGAGAUUUUUGGGCAACACAUUGGGCAUAGAGGCUUGCGAGGCUCUGGCAAAGGUUCUGGAGACCAAGAAGAGCCUGAAGAUCGCAAACUUCGCCGACAUCUUCACAGGCCGCCUGCUCUCUGAAAUCCCAGCUGCGCUUCAGCACCUCGUCAACGCCUUCCUUACAUUGCCGAAUCUUCAAACAGUUGAUCUCUGCGACAACGCCUUCGGCCUGAACACCGUCGCGCCCCUUGUCGACUUCCUCUCCGCCCACACCCCGCUCCGCUUCCUCUACCUGAACAACAAUGGCAUGGGUCCCGCAGCCGGUGUUCUCCUCGCCGACGCUCUCACAGCUCUCGCCGGAAAGAAGGACGCCGCGCGCAAAGAAGGCAAAGAAGUGCCCGACCUCGAGCUCGUGAUCUGCGGCCGCAACCGCCUCGAGAACGGUUCGAUGCAAGCAUGGGCCAAGGCAUACGCAGCAAACCAGGGCAUCAAGACCAUCAAGAUGACACAGAACGGCAUCCGCCAAGAGGGCAUCACACACCUCCUCAGCCACGGCAUCGCGCACCUUUCCAAGCUCGAAACCCUCGACCUGCAGGACAACACGUUCACAUCCAUGGGCGGUAAGGCUCUCAGCAACGCCGUCGGAAAGUGGCCCGCCCUGCGCGAACUCGGUGUCGGCGACUGUCUGCUCUCUGCCCGCGGCGGCGUUGCGCUCGCUGAGGCGCUGCAGAAGGGCAACAACAAGAACAUCGAGGUGCUGCGCCUGCAGUUCAACGACAUCAACGCAAAGGGUCUCGCGGGCCUGGCUGCCGCCGCGCCGAAACUCCCUGCGCUGCGCCGCGUCGAGCUCAACGGAAACAAGUUCGAUGAGGAGGAUUCUAGCAUUGAGAAGCUCCGGGAGAUUCUGGAUGCGAGGAAAGAGGAGAGCGGCGAGAGGGAAGAUGAUGAGGAGUAUUGGGGUCUUGACGAGUUGGAUGAGCUGGAGAGUGAGGAUGAAGACGAGGAGGACAGCGAUGAUGAGGCGAAGAAGGACAGUGAUGACGAUGAGGAGGGCGUUGAGGUCGAGGAGCGCGCGGCGAGACAGUUGGUCGAGGAACAGCGGGCCGAAGACUCGCCAGUAGCACAAGAGAAGGACGUAAAGGUCGACGAUUUGGCCGAUGUCCUGGCCAAGGCUGAGAUCAAGUAGGCAAAGAUCAUGCUGAUGCUGCUUUGGACGUUGUGCGAUGCGCACAGGAUACUGGAUCGUGUAGAUCAGAUGCAUAACGAGUCGAUACCAUAGAAUUCAUGAUUUUUAUUCGUACAAGCAGUGCCUCUGUGUUGUUAAUAACAGCCUGAUUGGGUAGGACCUGCAAUAACAAUGACACGCAUAACUCGAUUUUG
This is a messenger RNA of Boeremia exigua, 1636 nucleotides long. RefSeq lists its product as uncharacterized. Bases 168 to 1442 code for a protein of 424 amino acids. Gene Ontology annotation, cellular component: perinuclear region of cytoplasm; cytosol; nucleus. The record is from RefSeq and is a predicted model, not a curated record. The transcript is spliced from 2 exons. NCBI's taxonomy places the organism in Eukaryota, Fungi, Ascomycota, Dothideomycetes, Pleosporales, Didymellaceae. Gene Ontology annotation, biological process: activation of GTPase activity; nucleocytoplasmic transport. Gene Ontology annotation, molecular function: GTPase activator activity; small GTPase binding.